Molecule: messenger RNA, 1782 nt
Organism: Aspergillus calidoustus
Lineage: Eukaryota; Fungi; Ascomycota; Eurotiomycetes; Eurotiales; Aspergillaceae
Source: the annotation of a GenBank genome assembly
AUGCUCCUCACCUUCCUCGGCCUCUUAACCCGCAUCGGCGUCUUCAUCUCCUCGAUCAUAACCAUCGGCCUCAACGCGCGCUUCUACACAAACAACGCCUGGAGCGACGACCUGAUCAUCUACAUCAUCGCGAUCUCAUCCUUUGGCGCCGUAGCCUGCCUCGUCCCGCCGUAUCCGAAUUUCCUCUGGGAUCUGUUUUGGGCGCUGGGGGCGCUGCUUGCGGCGGUUUUUGCGUUGGUUGUGCAGUUUGCCGAAUCCGACUGCUAUGGAUUCCGCCCAGACAACGAUGUGAGCUGCUCGACGUACAAGGCCGGGACGGCGUUUACGUUCCUGGCUGCGUUGGCGUGGUUCGCGAGUGGGUUUUUCGGCGGCCUCCGUAUUCUCGGCGUUGUGUUUAAUAUUGGACAAUAUGCUUCUCGUCCGCUCUACAUCCAAGGUGCAGAAGACGAAAAGGAAGCGCAAGCCGACAGUGGCGAGAAACAAGAGCCCAAGAAGAAGAAGAAGAUCAAGUAUAUCUCCCCUCUGUGUACGGCAAGACAGGCGUUAAUCACUAUCUCUGGCAGGGGCUUCGGAAACUCACACAUUGCUCGGUACUUUGUCUGCUAUGGUCUUCUCGGCAUCGUGCUUAUCGCAGCUGGUCUUCCACUUCUCCUCCUCUACGCAGCCCCCGCCUUCGCCGUGUACCUCCUCGACCGCGUCCCCAUCCCCAACGUCCAAGUCAACCUGCUGAACCCCACAAACGACAGCAUCGAGUUCUCCGUGCUCAGCGACAUCCGGGUCCCCGACGCCGUCACCGUCAACUUCGACUCGAUGCGCGCGCAAUUCUUCCGCCCCGAGACGCGCCGCGACCCGAUCCCCAUCGCGACGGUCGAUCUGCCGAAGCUCAAGUUCUCCGCGAAUGAAAAGGUCACCCUGGUGAAUCAGACGAUGAAAUUGGGCGACAUUGAGCAGUUUGCGUUGCUGGUUGAGGAUGUCGCGUAUAACCCGCGCUUUAGUGUGGCGGGGCAGGCGAAGACCAAGGUUGGGGUUGCCGGGUUGAGUACGACGGUGGAUUUGAUGAAGGUUGUUAGUUUGCCCGGCUUCGACAACUUCCCCAACAUCUGGGUCAACGAGAUCGGCGUCAUGCCCCCAGACGAGCAGGGCAAUAACGUCUACGGCGAGGUCGUCGUGUUCAAUCCCGCCCCAGCAACCGUAACCCUCGUACGCCCCUCCUGCCUCUCCCACCCUCCCCAUCCCCAUCAUCCCACCCAAGACCUACUACUAACCAGCGCACAGGGCGAAGUCACCCUCGCGGUGAUAAUCGCAAACAUAACCCUGGGCCAAGCCACCGUGGCCGUCGACAACAUCGUCCCGGGAAACAACACGUUCGUCGUGCGCGCGCGCCUGAACACCGCGGACGUCGAAUCCAACAUUGACGCCAUCAUCCAGUCUGAGAUCCCGUAUCUCCGCGACGGGAACGUCAUGGCCUCCGCCCGGGGCGUGUCCGUCAUCUACCGCGGCCAGCACCUGCAGUACUGGGAGGAGGCCUUUCAAUCGAUCCAGGUUAGUGCAACCAGGCCGGUUAAGGAAUUGCUGGGCAUGGUUGUGGAUAGUGGGAUUAGUUUUAUACUCGGCGGGAUUGAACCUGGUGAGGGGCUGAAGGAGUUUGUGUAUAAUCUGGUUGAUCAGAUUCUGGAGACGGUGAGGGCUUUGCCCGAGGAUGGGGUCGACGGGUAUACGGAGGAUCUGGCGGCGUUGGCGAGGUUGGUGCUGAGGCUGUUGACGUUUUUGGGGAUCUUAUAG